CAUGGACGUGAGCGCCGAGGAGUUCGAGCAGAUCUUGCCCAUGCUGCAGGAGCUGGUUCUCGGGGCUGACUUCGUGGCACUGGACAUAGAGUUCACGGGCCUGCGCUCCAACUUGCCCGGACCCCAGCAGAUCAGCCUGUUUGACCUGCCCUCCGAGUGGUAUCUAAAGACCAGGCUGAGUGUCCAGCAAUUCACAAUCUGCCAGAUUGGGCUGUCCGUGUUCUCCAGGGUCAAAGGCGAGUACAACAAGUAUGUCUCCCAUUCAUGUAACUUCUUCCUCUUCCCGACAACGUUUGGGAUUUUGGAUUCAGAAUUCUCUUUCCAGGCGUCUAGCGUUCAGUUUUUGAAUCAGUACGGCUUCGACUAUAACAAGUUUCUCAAGAAUGGCAUCCCGUAUAUGAACGAGGAACAAGAGAGGAAGAUGAAACACAGUAUCCUGAGUGGGAGCUGGAGAGUCCGAAGUUCUUUGGACAAAGACCAGAUCAAGUUGGUGAUUGACAGAGUGACGCAGUGGCUGGACCUGGCCGAGGAAGGGGACUCUAUGACUCUCUCCGGCAUCACUGGGUUUCAGGCCUUUGAAGUCCAGUUGGUGCUGCAUCAAGCGCUCCCUAACAUCUGGACGGUGUUCAGGGACCAAGAAGUGACGGUGAAGAAAGUGAACACGCAGCAGCGCUGGUACCUCGAGAACACCCCUUGUGAGCAAGGGAACUGCUGGAAGGAAAAGCUUCUCCUCUCUGCACGGGGCUUUACCGUCUUCUUCCAGAUGCUGGUGAAGGCCCGGAAGCCUUUAGUGGGACACAACAUGAUGAUGGAUCUGCUGCAUCUUCACGAGAAGUUCUUCAGGCCUCUCCCAGAAAGUUACGAGCAGUUUAAGCAGAACAUCCACCACCUGUUCCCUCUUCUCCUUGACACCAAGAACGUCACCAAGGAUCUCUGGAAGGAACUGAAUUUCCCAAGGGUUUCGAAUCUUUCAGAAGUCUAUGACGUCCUUAACAGCGACUGCAAUCCCACGAGGAAUUCCGGCCCCGUGAUUGUUCACUCGAGGAAGUGUACAAAGUACGUCGAGACCAAGUAUCCCCAUGAAGCUGCCUACGACGCCUUCCUCUGUGGCUCAGUGCUUUUGAAAGUGGCUCAUUUGCUCCUACAGAGAGCCUAUGGCGAUUCCACCCCAGCACCCUCCUUCCCCCUGUACCUGGAAGUGCUGACCCCUUACGUCAACCAAGUGAAUCUUAUCCGAGCCGGGGUCCCUAAAAUCAAUUUUUCUGGUCCGGACCAUCCCAGUAUCCGACCGCCGAUCCUCAUGCUCUGUGUCAAGAGGUGGCCGGGGGUCAACGAGCAGCAGAUCUACUGGGAGUUUCAGACCCUCUGCAAGUUCGACGUGAGGCGCUUCACGCGGAACAAGUUCCUGCUCCUGACCAACAAGUUUAAGGAUGCUCGGAGCAUCUUGAAGGAAUACCGACAUCAUCCCGACCUCAAGGUGUCCCUGUAUCGGCACUGGAGACACUCACCAAACAUCAACUGCUUACUGCACUGGGCUGAGGAUCUGUGGCAUCAUCACCACGUGGGCCGUGGUGGCCUUUCUGCUCGGUAGACCCAGAGCCUGAUGACAGCAUGGUCCCCCACCACCGCCGAUUUGUGUCAUCCUGAUCCAGUCUGCAGAUGGCGUGGUACUGCAGGGCUUCCUGCUUCGAACUCCCAACUCUGUACAUAGUCUCAAUGUAAAGAAGGCCCGGGGGGCCUGCUGUGGUGCCUGUGAUCCAGCCAGCAGCAGUCUUCUUCCUCUGAGUGACUCGGGUGAAGUCCCUGCCUCUGGGGAGCCGAGCCCAGCCGGCCCUCCAGGGUGCCUUCUGAAGGGCUGGUUCUGGACACCAAAUGAGAACAAGCAAAUGACGUCAAGGAGAGAAAAUAGGGCCAAGAGGCCAAGGGGAAUUCCUGAGACGUAGCCUUAGGUUUAGUAAAGGGAAAAAAGUGAAGUUUGGGAGAGUCCCCAUCCUGUGUGUGGGUGACGUUUUGAGGAGUACAGGCAACAGCCCCUAGGGCUCACAGCGCCUCUGCCCCUGUGGCAGGGCAGACGGCCGGUGCCAGGGGGAUUGAGGAGAGAAAUGGAGCAGCUCAGAGUGUUCACGUUUGGGCGACGUGUUAGGGUAACCGAAAAGGACAGGAGAAGUCAUGCAGGGGAGCUUUGGAAUGGGAGACUCAGAAGAGGCGUGGAGAACCCUUUCAGGAGCCUGAGGGUUUAGACUAGAUUCUUGGCGGGACUCGGAGAGCCACGCAAAUUCAAAGCUGUGCCAUGGGGCGCCAUCUUUGGGCCGGGCAGCCCUGUUGCCAAGGUUGGGCAACUUGCCCUCUCUUUGAAGUGCUUAAGCCAACCUCUGCUGCCACUCCACAAAUUCCCCACCACAGCCACUGCCACUGGCUGCACGCGCCGCCGUGAAACCGCCGCCGAGCCUCUUCUCCUUCCCACUGCCUGCACCUGCUCUGCCGACCAGUUCCCAAGAGAGCGGGGACUAGACCUCAUCUGUCACCUGGAGACUGCCUGUCUUGUAAAACAAAGCUGUUUAUUUGGGAGGGGGGUGAAUUAUACCAGAGUGCAGCCCA
Molecule: messenger RNA, 2598 nt
Organism: Echinops telfairi (small Madagascar hedgehog)
Lineage: Eukaryota; Metazoa; Chordata; Mammalia; Afrosoricida; Tenrecidae
Gene: PNLDC1
Product: PARN like ribonuclease domain containing exonuclease 1
Exons: 20
Coding region: 2-1591 (529 amino acids)
Biological process (GO): nuclear-transcribed mRNA poly(A) tail shortening
Cellular component (GO): endoplasmic reticulum; cytoplasm
Molecular function (GO): RNA binding; poly(A)-specific ribonuclease activity
Source: RefSeq, a predicted model, not a curated record